Molecule: messenger RNA, 2480 nt
Organism: Schistocerca cancellata (South American locust)
Lineage: Eukaryota; Metazoa; Arthropoda; Insecta; Orthoptera; Acrididae
Product: sodium/hydrogen exchanger 9B2-like
Exons: 13
Coding region: 1-2277 (758 amino acids)
Biological process (GO): proton transmembrane transport
Cellular component (GO): membrane
Molecular function (GO): antiporter activity
Source: RefSeq, a predicted model, not a curated record
AUGAAUGAGAGAUAUGGUGAUUCAUAUUACAAGUCUAUGAUCAACUCCAUUGUGACCCAGCUGGGCAGUGGUUCAGAAGAUGACACUACGGAGUACAAGACUCUGGGCCCUCUGAAGGUGACGUACAGCCACACGCAGGGGAACAACCCUAAGGAGCCGAGGGUCUGGCGGCGGCGGCGGCGCGGCGGCGGCGGCGGCGGCAGCGGCAGGAGUCGGCAGCGAAGGACGCGCAUGCGCCCUAGCGCCGAUAGCGACGGUCAACUGAACCGUCGGCCCUUCGAAGGCACUCAGUUGCGUUAUCCGCACCAGGCAUGCAGCAUCUUACUGUCAGUGCAGGUUCUUCACUGUUUGUCCGCAGACACAAACGGAGGAGCGGCGGGCAUUGAGCCUGCGGUGAGUGGCAACCACCCGUCGGCGAAUCUGGCCGUGUGCGAGCCGCGCCACCGCAAGGGCAGGCGGCCGCUGCGCGCCAGCACCGCGUCCGAGCCGCGCGAGCGCCGCAAGUCCAUCCUGGUCAACGCCGACGGCCACCACCACCAGGCCAACGGCCGCGCCGGCGCCGCAGCCGCCGACGGUGAGGCACUGCGUGGAAGAGAAUGUGCCUUUGGUCAUAGUUCUGGAGGCAACCACGUGGUUGUGAGACCCGCACUGCUGCCAGUGCAGUUGUCCCCCUCGUCGAGACACUGCCGCACGCACGGAUCUGCCCGCAGGUCGUGGUGGCUGUCGCUGCUGCGCCGCUGCCACCAGCCCGAGGCGCCGCCGUCGUGGCAGCCCGGCUUCUGGCCGCGCCUCUGCCCGCCGCCGCUGUGCCCCUCCUACCGGUGGGUGGCGCGGCUCCUCGCACUCGCCAUCAUCCUGCUGCUCUGCUGGGCCGUCGCCUUCACCGUCAUAGGCCGCGACGCCGCUCCAGGGGGGCAGCUGUUCCAGCUGGCGGUGCUGGCGCUGGCGGCGCACGUGGGCGGCUGGCUGGCGACGCUGGUGCGCCUGCCCGCGCUCGUCGGCAUGCUGCUGGUGGGCGUCGCCUGCCAGAACCUCGGCCUCUUCCACCUCGAGGACGCCUACGAGGAGGUCUGCUCCGUGCUCAGGCACGUGGCGCUGGUGAUCAUCCUGACCCGCGCGGGCCUCGACCUGGACCCUCCGUCACUGCGGCGGCUGGCGGUGCACGUGCUCAAGCUGGGGCUGGUGCCCUGGCUGGCCGAGUGCGCCGUCGUCACCGUCGCCACGGCCCUGCUACUGGGCCUGCCCUGGAUCUGGGCCUUCCUGCUCGGGUCUGUGGUGGCGGCCGUUUCGCCAGCGGUGGUGGUCCCCUGCCUCUUCAGGCUGCGAGUGAAGGGCUACGGCGUGGCCAAGGGCAUCCCCACGCUCAUCAUCGCCAUCUCCGGAAUAGACGACGCCGCGUCCGUCGCAGUCUUCGGGGUCGUGCUCAGCGUCAUGUUUUCCCAAGGCAGCUUGGCGUACCAAAUCGCACAGUGCCCCGUUUCCGUCAUCGGUGGCAUCGGCUAUGGCAUCGCUUGGGGCUUCCUCGCCAAGUACAUCCCCGAGAAGGCCGACCCGUUCGUGGUGCCGCUGCGCGUGCUGAUGCUGCUGGGGGGCGGUUUGCUGGCCGUGUUCGGCAGCGAGGCCAUCGGCUUCGACGGCGCCGGGCCGCUGGGCUGCGUCGCCGCCGCCUUCGUGUCCUGCGUCUCGUGGACCAGCCAGGGCGUCGACGUCGAAGACAACCCUGUUGCCACAGCGUUUGAGAUAUUUUGGAUGAUUUUUGAACCGAUCCUAUUCGGCAUAACAGGCACACAGAUAAAGUUCAGUGAACUGGAGGGAGACGUUGUGUCGCUGUGCAUUGCUUGCCUCAUAACUGCUUUCGUGUUACGUAUUUUGGUGACGAUUCUCGUGGGAUUCGGUAGCAAGCUCAAUAACAAAGAAAAGAUUUUUGUUGCUCUGGCCUGCAUGGCUAAAGCCACAGUGCAGGCGGCGCUGUGCCUGCAGCCGCUGGAGAAGGUGCAGGCGUCCGGCGGCUCCGAGGAGGAGCUGCGGUACGCGCAGGUGGUGAAGAUGACGUGCGUGCUGGCCAUCCUGCUGACGGCGCCCACCGGGGCCGUGCUCAUCCUGCUGACGGGCCCGCGGCUGCUGACGCGCCUCUCCAAGUCGCGGCCCGGCAGCUGCCGCCACAGCCACAGCGGCCGGCCCUCCCUCCGGGACAUCUCCAUCCUGGACGACGACCGCGAGCCGGACCUGGCUCCGUCCAGAGCCGUGCUGGGGCCCCACGAGAUAGCCGCUGCCUAGCCGACGCGGCAGCCCAGUCAUCUCUACCGUACUUCACAGUGCUUCUGGGGCCAGCCGACGUCCCAACGAAUCACAUCCAAUAACGGCUCGUUUCUUACAAGUGGUUCCAGUAUGGUCUGAGUCUUUGGGACCCAACCUGGACGCUUCUCUCACAUUUUCAACUCACUUCUGGACUUUAUCGUGUUAACUAAUGAAUCCCACAU